Messenger RNA from Triticum aestivum (bread wheat), 1603 nucleotides. Its product is annotated as protein AAR2 homolog. NCBI's taxonomy places the organism in Eukaryota, Viridiplantae, Streptophyta, Magnoliopsida, Poales, Poaceae. The transcript has 13 exons. The record is from RefSeq and is a predicted model, not a curated record. The coding region runs from base 187 to 1389 and encodes 400 amino acids. Gene Ontology annotation, biological process: spliceosomal tri-snRNP complex assembly.
AUCGUCUCUCUCGCCACUUCUCCAAGCUUCCCUAAAAAAAAACAGUUCUCCAGGCGGCGGCCGCUGCUUCUCUCUCCUCCCACCGCCGGCGGCCUCGCGCUCCGCCCCCCUCCCCCGGCGGUCCCGUGAGCAGCUUGGCCCAGCACCGAGCGACGCCGAGAGCUGGCCGCGUCGGGCGCUGCUGGCAUGGGGAGCAGCGGAGCAGGCGCGGCGGCGCGGAUGGACCCCGAGGCGGCCACGGAGCUGGCGCGGAAGGGGGUCACCCUCCUGCUCCUCGACGUGCCCCAGCACACCGUCCUCGGCCUCGACACGCAGGUGUUCUCGGUCGGCCCCAGGUUCAGAGGGAUCAAGAUGGUGCCCCCAGGCCCGCAUUUCCUCCACUACUGCUCCCCCAGCAGGCACGGGAAUGAGUUCGCGCCGACAGUCGGAUUCUUUCUUACUACUCACCCAUCUCAGGUGGUCGUUCGAAGAUGGCAUGCUCAAGAGGAGAGAUUAGUGGCACUAUCAGAAGAGGAGGAAAUCAGAUACUCUGAAGCAGUAAAACGUUUCGAGUUCGAUGAUCAGCUUGGACCAUACAAUUUGGACUCUUUUGGUGAUUGGAAACAACUUUCAAACUACUUGUCACAAAGUGUAAUCGAACGCCUUGAGCCAAUUGGUGGAGAAAUUACAAUUGCGUUGGAGACAUCAUGGAUGGAUAGAGCUCCCCAAACAGAGAUGGAGAGACGAUUGAUGGAACAACUUAGAGAAGACAAAUUUGCAAAGAAAGCCCCCACACAGCCUGAGCGUAGAGGAUGCUACUACACAACUAUCCCUGCUUCUGUUAAACACAAGAACAUUUCUGCAGAUGAGCUGACUUUGCUGAAUUUGGACAGAACGAGCUUGCUGGAGACUGUCCUGGCCAAAAAUUAUCAAGGCCAAGAAGAUUUACUCUUGGGGGAGCUGCAGUUCUCUUUCAUAGCGUUUAUGAUGGGACAGUCGCUAGAGGCGUUUAUGCAGUGGAAAGCAUUGGUCAGUCUUCUUUUGAGCUGCAGUGAAGCUCCACUUCAUACAAGAACACAAAUGUUUGUAAAGUUUAUAAGGGUUAUUUACUAUCAAUUCAAGCAUGGCUUUCAACGUACACAUGAUUCCAGAAGUAGUGACGACAAGGGCAACUCUUUGUUUCUGGAUGAAGCAUGGUUCUCAAGAGACAUAUUUCUUUACCGGCUUUCCAAGGAUUUCUUGACGGUAAUAUUUGAAGCUCAAGUCGUGGAUGGAGACCUUCUGUCAUGGGCUAGGAAACUUAAGACGCUUCUGGAGACCACUUUUGGAUGGGAUCUCGAGAACAAUGCGGCGAACCUUAUCGAUGAGGACGACGAGUUUGCUCCCGUGGUCGUGGAAAUGGACGGCUAGCGUGGAAACUCUAGGGAAUCUUAAGAUGGAUGUGAUGCUUGCUUAUACCCUUAAGAAGAUCUGCAUGGGUGGGUACUUGCUUUACACUACAAGCUGGAGUAUCUAGUUCCCAAAAUGUUGGUUGUAAAUAUACACAUAUCUGCAUCGUCCUGGUUGAAUUUCGUCGGCUUUGCAGAUCAUGAGCUGAUUUCCGCCAUCAUUUUUGUCUGGAUAA